AAGAUGCUAUACUAUACACGCAUAUCACUUUACAAAUAGAGUACUAAGAAGAGAGAGAGAGAGAGAGAGAGAUUAAGUAAUUAACUAUUUGAAGCUCAACCAUAAAUCAUAGCAGCGUUAGCGUGGCUUCAGAGAACGGUUUUUGGUGAGCUGUUUUAUGUCCUCUAAUUUAUUUUUAUUUUUUAUACCCAUGGCCUUCUGUCCAAUCGCAAUAAAUCCCCGUUACCCUUUUAUCUCCUCAUUCUCCCUCCGGUCUUCUUACUCUCAACGAUGUGGGAUCAGAGUGUGAAAUGAAACCAUGAGUCUCCUCUUUCCAACUUUGAUAAUCUCAUUGGUUAUUCUUCUCGUCACUGUUAACCAAUGUUGCGCUCUCAGUAGAGACGGUGUUCUGUUACUCUCCUUCAAGUACGCUGUGUUGAACGACCCACUCUACGUUCUUGCAAACUGGAACUACAGUGAUGAGACUCCAUGUUCCUGGAACGGAGUUUCUUGUUCCAACGAAAACCGCGUCACGUCGUUGUUGCUUCCCAAUUCUCAGUUUCUAGGUUCGGUUCCUUCCGAUCUGGGUUCUAUUGAACACCUUCAAAUUCUUGACCUUUCCAACAACUCCCUUAACGGGUCUCUUCCUUCGUCUCUCUCCCAAGCCUCCGAGCUUCGGUUCCUGAACCUGUCUAAUAACCUUAUCACAGGUGAGGUUCCGGAGUCCUUGUCUCAGCUUCGGAAUCUUGAGUUUCUUAACCUCUCCGACAAUGCCUUGGCGGGAAAAUUGCCUGAAAGUUUUUCCAACAUGCAAAACCUAACUGUUGCUUCGUUCAAGAACAAUUACUUGUUCGGCUUUCUUCCCAGCGGGUUAAGAACGUUGCAGGUUUUGGAUCUGUCUUCAAACCUCUUGAACGGUUCUCUUCCCAAGGAUUUCGGCGGUGAUAAUAUGCGUUACUUGAACAUCUCCUACAACAGAUUCUCCGGCGAAAUCCCGACGGAGUUCGCGGCGGAGAUUCCGGGGAACGCCACCGUUGAUCUCUCCUUCAACAACUUAACCGGCGAGGUUCCAGACUCCACUGUGUUCACGAAUCAGAAUUCGAAGUCUUUCAACGGCAACUUUAAUCUGUGUGGAGAAAUAACAAAGAAUCCUUGUCCUAUUCCUUCUUCGCCGUCGUCGGAGCCAAAAGCUUCUGCUCCUAUUUCUCCUCCUGCAAUCGCCGCAAUACCGAAGAGUUUCGAUGAUUCUCCUUUGGCGCCGACGGGGCAGAAACAGAGGGGUCUCAAACAAGGAACGAUCAUAGGAAUCGUGGUCGGAGACAUAAUCGGCGUGGGAAUCUUGGCCAUGCUGUGUGUCUACGUGUACCGUUUGAAGAAAAAGAAGGAUGCGGAGAGCACAAAGAAGAAGAACGAAGCGGCUAUAACAAGAAGCAGAAGCGAGAGUUCCUCGUCAACAACCUCAGAAUCCAGAGGCUUCACGAGGUGGUCGUGUUUGAGGAAGAGAACGGAAGAGGAAGAUUCUUCCGAGACAACAAGCUCUUCCGAAAGUGAAGUGGAGGGAGCCACGGCGGCGACACAUGAUAAUAAUAAUAAUAACAACACGGGGACUCUAGUUACUGUGGACGGUGAACGACAACUGGAGGUCGAAACGCUGCUGAAGGCUUCCGCGUACAUAUUGGGUGCCACGGGGUCCAGCAUAAUGUACAAGGCAGUUCUGGAAGACGGCACGUCGUUAGCGGUUAGGAGAAUCGGCGAGAGUGGCGUGGAGCGGUUCAAGGACUUCGAGAACCAAGUUCGGCUUAUUGCUAAACUGGUGCACCCUAAUCUGGUUCGCGUUCGUGGAUUCUAUUGGGGACACGACGAGAAGCUCAUCAUCUACGACUUCGUUCCAAACGGUUGCCUCGCCAAUGUUCGUUACAGGAAAGUGGGGUCCUCGCCGAGUCAUUUACCGUGGGAAAUCCGGCUCAAGAUAGCUAAAGGAGUGGCACGUGGGCUGACUUACCUCCACGAGAAGAAGCACGUGCAUGGAAACUUGAAGCCCAGCAAUAUUCUAUUGGGCAACGACAUGGAGCCCAAGAUUGGAGACUUCGGGCUUGAGAGGAUAGUGACGGGUGACACAAGCUAUAAAGCUGGCGGGUCCGCGCGUAUUUUUGGGAGCAAGAGAUCCACGGCAUCACGAGAUAGUUUCCAAGACAUGACGUUUGGGCCUAGCCCGAGCCCGAGCCCAAGCUCAAUAAGUGGUGUGUCUCCUUAUCAUGCUCCUGAGUCGCUCAGGAACUUGAAGCCUCACCCCAAGUGGGACGUGUACUCUUUUGGGGUAAUGUUUCUUGAGUUGCUAACGGGAAAGAUUGUGGUUUUGGAUGAUAUGGGCCAGGGUCCCGGGCUUUUGGUGGAGGAUAAGAACCGGGCCUUGCGCAUGGUUGAUAUGGUUAUACGGGCCGACAUGGAGGGUAGGGAGGAGGCCUUGUUGGCCUACUUCAAGCUAGGGUAUAGUUGUGUCUCUAGCAUUCCCCAGAAAAGGCCUCCAAUGAAAGAGGCACUACAAGUUCUUGAAAAGAUCUCAUCCUCCUUCUCUUCUUCUUCCUCUUAUCAUUAUAGCGUCUAAACCAUGAUUUGCCACACACUGGUUUUGUAGAAAGAAAAAAGAAAACAAAAAAAGUGUACUUAUGAUUGACUAAUAGGUUUUUGUGUUUGAUUCAAUAUUGUGUGUUGUAAUUGUGCCAAGUCCAUUGACCAUCUCUCUGCCAAUUCAUUUGCUAAUUGAUUUUUAAGGAAUAGAUUCUGUCUUCAUUCA
Molecule: messenger RNA, 2773 nt
Organism: Glycine soja
Lineage: Eukaryota; Viridiplantae; Streptophyta; Magnoliopsida; Fabales; Fabaceae
Product: probable LRR receptor-like serine/threonine-protein kinase At4g37250
Exons: 2
Coding region: 299-2584 (761 amino acids)
Biological process (GO): protein phosphorylation
Molecular function (GO): receptor serine/threonine kinase binding; protein kinase activity; ATP binding
Source: RefSeq, a predicted model, not a curated record